This is a messenger RNA of Ostrea edulis (European flat oyster), 3467 nucleotides long. RefSeq lists its product as uncharacterized. Gene Ontology annotation, cellular component: plasma membrane. Gene Ontology annotation, molecular function: voltage-gated proton channel activity. Gene Ontology annotation, biological process: proton transmembrane transport. The coding region runs from base 410 to 3241 and encodes 943 amino acids. The record is from RefSeq and is a predicted model, not a curated record. NCBI's taxonomy places the organism in Eukaryota, Metazoa, Mollusca, Bivalvia, Ostreida, Ostreidae. The transcript has 9 exons.
AUCCCAAACUUCAACAGUUAAACCGUUUAUAAACCCCGUCCGUGUUUGAUUCCAUCGAUUCGGGUAAUUCUUCGCGUGAAAUCAUUCAUUACUAUUGGUCAAACUGACAGGCCAGCAAUUCCUACUCCGCGCGUGCAAAUGUGCCUUAUUACGACCCGAUUUCAGAUAUAUCCGCAAAAGCCGUUAAUCCUUCUAACACUGUUUUUCUUUUAUUUUGAGGUUAGCCUGCAUAGGAUUAUAUUUUUUCUUUCAAUAUCAACACCGUUCGAUAAAGAUGACGAAGCACACAGGAAUAUUGGUAAUUACUUGAAAGGAUUACGAAGGAAGGGGUUUUGAUAUCGUGAAACACGCAGUUUGUGUUCAAUUUGCUGAAGAAAUUGACGAAGUUAUUAAUUAGAAGUUAUUAGAAAUGAGCAAACGAUGGAUUUCAAUGGGCAGAGGGAAAGCAAAGGAAGGGAGCAGUUUGAAGAAACUGGCCGCAGGGUCGCUGACGUUUGUCAAGGCCUAUUCCAGUGGGCAGGCCAGUUCCGCCAUCGAUGGUUUGGAGGACGAGCUCGAGGCGGAAAUACAACGGGAAAAACAGACAAUAGCUACAUCCGGAUUCGGAAGAUGGCGCUACAAAGGCAGUAAGGUACUCCGCAGUAAAUACGUCUUGCUGCUGAUUGUUCUGUUAAACAUUGUGGACUGUGCUCUCGUUCUUGGUGAACUCGUCCUUGACCUCCAUCAUGUAAAAAAUAUCAUAACUGACACUGAAGCCAUGUCUUUAACAUUCCAACAAAACCUUUCCCAAAGAUACCCGGAGAAAUUUCGAGUGCAGGACACAAGGCAGGGUUUGCUAACGGCGUAUGAUACUGUUCUAAAAGCAAACUUAGUUUGGCCUUCUAACAUCAACAAAACUACAAAAAAAGACGGAACUAUUUCUUUUCCAACGGUGGUGAAAAUACAGGAACUCAAUUCAUCCAAAAGUGAUAAUGACAAGAAACAAUCUCUAGAACACGGAGACUUGGAUACAAGAAGGAGGGUCAGAAGGGCGGUGACAGAUGAUGGAUCCACCUCUGAGUCGACUGGCGAGGAGUCUGGCUCGGUUGCCAUGGGAAACGGAAUGCACUCCGACAGCGUAGAAGAAAAGGUAGCCAGCGUCUUUCACGGGCUCAGUCUCUUCAUCGUGGUGGUCCUUCUCAUCGAGACUUCGCUGAAGGUCGUCUGCUUUGGCAAGCACUUCUUCAACCAGAAGCUUGAGGUAUUCGAUGCCUGUAUCGUGCUAGCUUCGUUCACCGUUGACUUCAUAUUCGUGAAUGGGAUGGCUGCGGACGACAUCCAAGACUUUGUGUUCAUCCUGGCAUUUAUGUUACCAUGGGGAGUGAUUCGUGUUGUCAAUAGUUUGGUAGUCGCUGUUCGUGAUCACGAGCACUUCCGGUUAAAACUUCUUUACACACAGAAGAAGAAGGUUGAACAGGAGAACAAACAACUCCGGCAGGACAGGGAGAAGUACACGGAACAAUUGGAUUCUAUGCGAAGGUUGUGUUUGGCUGAAGGGAUUGAAGACUGGAAGGUCCAACAAACCAUUGCUAGACAACCAAUCAAACCCGGCAAAGGAAUAAUGGGAUCGUUUGCCAGCCUUGCCCUUGGCGCGCUAGGUGGACACAAGUCGAACGGCUCCAGCUUCUGGAACCUUCUAGCGACACCAAAACUAAGGCGUGGGAAAUCAGAGGAGUGGGAGGGAAAAACUGGGGUCCAAAUAAAGGAAGACACGCGAUCACUGAGGUACACUGACAGGGUUUGGACUGUGGCAGGGACGACCGACCUCCAUAAGAAAAACAAAAAGGCAAGGUCACUUUCGCAUCAAAGCACGGUAGAUAGCGAUCCAGGGACUCCGACGAUCAUCAAAGGGAGACUAAAAGCCAUCAAGCGCUUCUUGAGGCGACAGGACCCUGUGGAUAAUGCUUCGUUUUCAUCCAUGGACACCACAGAGAAAGACUCAAAGUGUUCUUUGAACAACAUCACGCCAUCUGAAAAUUCAUCUCCUCCAAUAAGUUUUGAAUUCGAUAGCAUGGACGAGAUAGACCAUCACGUUUCGUGUUCUCCUACGUGCGAAAUCAUAAAUGAAGUGUCAAGAGAAGUAAGUUACACAGACAGCCAUUCAUACUGUGAUCGACGAGAAAGUACCAAGUCGUGCUCAGAACCAAACGAAGAAGAGAGUGCCUAUGUUCGCCGAAAUAGCAGUAAAAAGUCCUUUCGGGAAUCGCACAGGACAAGUUCAAAGAGACGCCGCGAAGGACUGAGCAUGCGCCGCUGUGAAUCAAAUCCAGAGGAAGAUUCCGGUACCACAGUAGAGAGGAUCAUAUAUGCUAUUCCUGAUGAAGCAAAAGAAGAGACCCCAGACUCAUGUGACAAAGUUACUUUCUACAACAGUAGCGAAGAACAAUCUGAAAGUAAAAGCACUGAAACAAUCACAGCAAACUCAGAAACUGAAACAGAAACAGAAAAGAUACAACAAAAGGAUAGCUUGAAAUGCAAUGCGACGCAUGAUUGUCCCUUAAAUCAAUUGAAUCAUCAUGACGAAAAGACUAGCACAUAUCCAAGUAUUCAAGCUGACAGACAUGAAAAUAAAAUGGCAGAAAAUACGACGUAUUAUAUUGCCAAAGAAAAUUUCAAACUACAAAUUCCACCAACAAGUUCAUUUCUGACUAAUUUUAAGAAAGAUCAGCACGUGAAUCCGACAAAACGAUAUGAACCCAAAUUUGAUAAAAGAUUAAUUCCAAACGUUCCCAAAUCAUUGAAUAUCAAACCAUAUGCAACACUACGAAACCCCAAAUCCCUUGUAUCUAAAUCCAAGAGCGAAGAUUUUAAAGUGAUAUGCAAUGGUAACUUAGCGACAGUGAAACAUUCUCUGAUUGAGAACAACAAUGAAAAACACUUCUCUGAUACUGGUGUUCAGAACGCUGCAAAAGAUAAACUGGAAGGAUCUCGAAGUAUCACUGACGACAACAUACUAAAUAGUGACCUCACAAAACUACUCUUAUGCAAAAUGUGCGGGAAAUGUAAAGAACAUACUUCCGGGUUUUCUGUGUGUUCCUGCACGUCAGACAUAUUGCUGCAUUCCGACAAUGCUAAAUGCAAAGAAAACCGGUCCAUGAGCGGUCUGAAGAGCGACUAUCAGGGAAAGCACGAGAGCAGUUGUGAAGAUAAUGACGUAUGUGAGGAUGAUGACGUCAUGCAUCCGUUGUUAAGAAAGAAAUGACAAUAUCUUAUUUUCACCUUUUCAUAACUUAACUUUACUUAUAAAGUGUUUCAUGUAUUUUGUAUAAAUAUGCAAUACAUUAUAUUUUUCAGAAUAUUAAUCUAUUAACAUCGUUCUUGGGUGCUUAUUUUAAGAUAAUGAACAAAAGAUAUUACAGACCAUCAUUUGCAUUUAACCCCUGAACAUAUGUCAUGUUGGUAUUUAAAAUAAAAACCCAGCUAAGUAU